This is a messenger RNA of Spirodela intermedia, 1367 nucleotides long. NCBI's taxonomy places the organism in Eukaryota, Viridiplantae, Streptophyta, Magnoliopsida, Alismatales, Araceae. The record is from the annotation of a GenBank genome assembly.
AUGGCGAUCACCGCGGAGGCUCAAUUCCACGUCCUGGCCGUCGACGACAGCCUCAUUGACCGCAAGCUCAUCGAGCGCCUCCUUCGGACCUCCUCCUACCAAGGUAUAGACACUGUAGAGAGUAGAGAGAGAGUGCGUCUUCUUCCUCACCUCAAUGGAUGAAUGAUCGAUCGAUUGACUGAUUUCCGGCGAUCUGUUCUGUUCAGUCACCACCGUCGACUCCGGCAGCAAGGCGCUGGAAUUCCUCGGCCUGCAGGACGACGACGAUGACGAAGACAGCUCCGAUUCCUCCCCCUCCGUCUCCGCCAGCCACCACCAUCGCCACCACCACCACCGCCACCACCAGGUAAACCAGAUCGAGCUCCUCUAUUUCCUAAAAUAGGCGAGGAAUCACACAGCGCCGCCGCCGUCUGCUCUUCUUAUUCUUCUACUUCUUCUUCCCGCAGGAGAUCGAGGUGAACCUCGUCAUCACGGACUACUGCAUGCCCGGCAUGACCGGCUAUGACCUGCUCAAGAGAAUCAAGGUAAAUUACUUCCCAGAAGUUUGGAACGAAGCUUGUCGAUCUUCGCUUGUUUUCGGAGGAAUUAAGGUUGCCUUGUCGGCUGCUCUUGAAUCAGGAGACUUCAUCCCUCAAGGACAUCCCAGUGGUGAUCAUGUCCUCAGAGAAUGUACCCUCAAGGAUCAACAUGUGAGCGAUCUUCCCCUCUUCUUUUUUGCCGCCUGUUCUUCUCGCGAGAUGAGUUCCUCCCCCUGAAACAUGAAAAAAAUGAAAAAAAUCCAAGGAAGAAGACGACGGUGUAGAGUAAUCCACAGAAUGCUUUCUUUUUUUUCGGGGGAACAUUGAUGGGUGGUUGAUUAGAUUCCCAUAUUAUUUUUCUCAAUUAUCAGAUCCUCAAGAACAGAUCAUAUAUUAUUUUUCUGUUUUGAGUGAAGAAAAUGUCAAAGCUUCAGUGACCCCUUUUUGUGUCAGUCAUCAUGAACAGUUUUUUUUUUUUUUUUCCCAAGAACUGGUUGGACUGUGAAUCAUAGGACUCGAAUUAAUGACGUAAUUAUUGCGGAAAACAGGUGUUUGGAAGAAGGGGCGGAGGAGUUCUUCCUCAAACCGGUGCAGAUGUCGGAUCUGGAGAGGAUCAGACCCCACAUAAUGAGGAGAAAACCUGCGGAUCCUGAGGAGGAAGAACAGGGGGAAGAUCAGCCGCAGCCCUCGCAGACACCACCUGUUCUUCCACUGCAACAGCAGAUCACCAACGAUAACACAGCCAUGGCCAUGGCCCCAGACAGCAGCAGCAGCAGCAGCAAGAGGAAGGCCAUGGAUGAAGGUCUGUCUCCCGAGAGGAGACGACCCAGAUGUACAGUAACAGCUUGA